AUGAAAUUUUACUUGAAAAGUUAUCAGACCGAGAAAAGACUUUCAACUAUUUUAUUGGCAUCUAAAGCGAUAAGUGCUUCAAAUUUCAAAAGGAUUCUGUUGAGGGAACAAAUGUCAGAUGAAAAUUCGUUGUCAUCCAAAGAGAAUCUUUUCAAGCUUAAACUUUUGAAAAAUAUUAUUGGAAAUUUCUAUCAACGACUUUCAAGGUGUGGAUUUAAAUCAGCAGCAACUUUGCAGUAUUUCGGUCAAGGUAAAGUUUAA
This is a messenger RNA of Clunio marinus, 261 nucleotides long. The record is from the annotation of a GenBank genome assembly. Lineage: Eukaryota; Metazoa; Arthropoda; Insecta; Diptera; Chironomidae.